This is a messenger RNA of Lepisosteus oculatus (spotted gar), 10310 nucleotides long. NCBI's taxonomy places the organism in Eukaryota, Metazoa, Chordata, Actinopteri, Semionotiformes, Lepisosteidae. The record is from RefSeq and is a predicted model, not a curated record.
CAAGCCAGAUCCUUCUCCUGACCUUGGAGAGCGAGCAAGUGAGCGAGCAACAGAGAGGCAGAAGUCGGUUAGAGCUCCACUACUGCAGAGGACUGUACUGGUAAUUUUUUUGUGUCUGUAUGUGGCAGAAGUGGAAUUAGACUGGAAGAGCAACCGGGCAACCCUCCUCUAACAACGGACCUAGGAGCAGCAGUGGUGUGAGGGAAAUUCCAGCUCUUUGAGAAUAUGAACUAACGGGCUGCAGUGAGCCGUCUCUCCAAGUGGGCAGAUAACGUCAUCAGCAAGGAGGGCUGUGCCUUGUUUGCCUACCUUACGCUUAGUUACCAAAUCACAUGAGAAUCCGUCCUUGUAACCAUGACAACCAGUCCUGGUCCAGGCUCCAUCCUGUCGAGGUAAAGAAUAAGAACCACAGACCCAUCCACAAGGACACACAGCCUGCUUUUUGUCGUCCCCCGCGCCCUGCGGAGAGUGGCGCGGCCCAUAGUUUCUGAGCGCCACUGGUGGCUCCGAGAAGAUUGAAUGUGUUUGAACACGCCUGUUUGAAGUCAAGGGUGAGCCGGGAUCGCAGAGCUGCUGGAGGAGGGAAAAUAUUUGGGAUUUACUGUCUUCGGCAUCGGGGAUCGAACCCCUUGAAAUAUGUUACACUAAGGAUUUAGCUCGGGGAAAACUUAAAAGUAACUAUUUCCCAAACCUACUAUAAGUGUCAUGGACCUUAAGUAAGACCUAUGAUGGUGGACGGGGGAAGACUGCCCAGGAGAGUUUGAGAGAGAGAAGGCGGGCAGACCCUGGGCACCCCUGCAGGAGUUGCAGGGGGCGUCUUGACCUCUGGUCAUGGGGGAUGGCGGCGCAGGGGGAGAGAGGGUGAACCAGGCCCACGUCCUGUUUGAUCGCUUUGUCCAGGCGACCACCUGUAAAGGAACACUAAAGGCCUUUCAAGAACUGUGCGACUUUCUGGAAUUAAAGCCUAGCGACUAUCGCGUCUUCUACCACAAACUCAAAUCGAAGCUCAACUACUGGAAGGCCAAGGCGCUCUGGGCGAAACUUGACAAGAGGGCGAGCCACAAGGACUACAAGAAGGGACGUGCCUGUGCUAACUCAAAGUGCUUGAUCAUUGGCGCUGGUCCCUGUGGUCUCCGAACGGCUAUUGAGCUUGGUUUCCUUGGAGCGAAAGUCGUUCUGCUGGAGAAGAGGGAUGCCUUCUCACGGAAUAACGUCCUGCACUUGUGGCCCUUUACCAUCCAGGACCUGCGGGGGCUGGGAGCCAAGAAGUUCUAUGGGAAGUUCUGUGCCGGCUCCAUCGACCACAUUAGCAUUCGGCAGCUCCAGCUCAUGCUGCUGAAAGUGGCACUGAUCCUGGGCAUUGAGAUUCACGUCAAUGUUGAAUUCAGGGGCCUCAUUGAGCCCCCUGAAGACCAGGAGAAUGAGAGGAUAGCUUGGAGGGCAGAGGUUCACCCAAAAACACACCCUGUCUCCGAGUUAGAGUUUGAUGUCAUCAUUGGGGCUGAUGGAAGAAGAAACACAUUACCAGGUUUUCGCAGGAAGGAGUUUCGUGGGAAGCUGGCCAUUGCCAUUACGGCUAACUUCAUCAACCGCAACACCACUGCCGAAGCCAAGGUGGAAGAGAUCAGUGGGGUGGCCUUCAUCUUCAACCAGAAAUUUUUCCAGGACCUGCGGGAAGCUACAGGAAUUGACCUGGAAAAUAUCGUCUACUACAAGGACGACACACACUAUUUCGUCAUGACUGCCAAAAAACAGAGUCUGCUGGAGAAAGGAGUCAUAUUGCAUGACUAUGCUGACACGGAGCUGCUGCUGUCGCGGGAGAACGUAGACCAGGAGGCUCUGCUCAACUAUGCCCGCGAGGCUGCCGACUUCUCAACCAAUCACCAGCUGCCCAGGCUGGAUUUUGCCAUCAACCACUAUGGCCAGCCGGACGUGGCCAUGUUUGACUUCACCUGCAUGUACGCCUCGGAGAACGCGGCUUUGGUGCGCGAGAGGAAUGGCCACCGGCUGCUGGUGGCCUUGGUGGGGGACAGUCUGUUGGAGCCUUUUUGGCCUAUGGGGACUGGAAUUGCUCGGGGCUUUCUAGCUGCCAUGGAUUCAGCCUGGAUGGUGCGCAGUUGGGCACAAGGCAACUCCCCUCUUGAAGUCUUGGCUGAGCGGGAAAGCAUCUACCGCCUUCUUCCUCAGACCACUCCAGAGAACGUCAGUAAGAAUUUCAGUCAGUACAGUGUUGAUCCAACAACACGCUACCCUAACAUCAGCCUUCAUGCACUGAGGCCCAGCCAGGUGCGGCAUCUUAUUGACACAGGAGAAUCCAGGGACCCGCGUGUCGAAAUGGAAAAUGCUGUUAAUUCUCAAACCCCCAAACUCUCCAGAAAUGACAAUUGUCAGCUUCAAAAUCUUGUUCAAGAGUCAGUAGCUAGAUCCAGUAAAUUGCUGAACUGGUGCCAGCGACAGACUGAGGGAUACAGGAAUGUGAAUGUGACUGACCUCACCAUGUCCUGGAAGAGUGGACUAGCUCUCUGUGCCAUCAUCCACCGGUACCGACCUGACCUCAUUGACUUUGACUCCCUGGAGGAGCAAAACCUGGAGAAGAACAACCAGCUGGCCUUUGACGUGGCAGAACGGGAGUUUGGGAUCUCGCCCAUCAUGACGGGGAAAGAGAUGGCCUCGGUGGGGGAGCCCGACAAGCUUUCCAUGGUCAUGUAUCUCAGCCAGUUCUAUGAGAUGUUCAAGGACACAGUGCCCCCUGGUGAAAACCAUAAUCUGAGUCCAGAGGACAAAGCCGCCUUGAUCACCAACACUAAGUCUCCCAUAUCCUUCCUUAGCAAGUUGGGUCAGAGCAUCUCUCGCAAACGGAACCCUAAGGACAAAAAGGAAAAGGAAGUGGAUGGUUCUGGCAAGAGGAGAAAAACCAGCCAAUCUGAGGAUGAGGAAGUGCCCCGGAGCUAUCGCGAUGAGAGGCCGCCCUUGGUCAGCACGCUGGCAGAGCGUAGGGUUGACCCGACGUCUGGAAAUCACAAUAAAGUGAAGUCCAUGGCCACACAGCUGCUAGCCAAGUUUGAAGAAAAUGCUCCUGCACAGUCAUCCGGCCUCAAGAGACAGGAGCGCCUGCUGACCCAGCCCUCCGUGCGCCCGAAGGAGCAGGCCCGCCUCGCUCCCGUCCCACAGUGGAGACAGAGACGCACCCAGCAACAAGAGAGGUUAAGUUUCCGCUUUAGAGAGACAGUUCUGUGCCACACUUUGCCUCCCAAGGAGAAGGCCAAAAAGGAGACGAGCUCUCGAACCUGCCCAAAGAAAAUCAUUCUUCUCACGCCUUCUUCCUCCACCUCCUCCUCACUCUCUCUCCAUGUGCAGACGGGAGAGAAUGAUGUGGCUGAGUGCCCCAGUCAAGAGGACAAGCCUGUCUCAGAUCGGAUGUUGCCAUUAAUUUACUGUGAUGACCAAGUUACGUAUACUCCUAGUACUGAGGAGAGGGCAUCACACGUUUCUUCCCAUUGUCAACAGAACCAUACCAGUCUACAGCCUAAGAAAAAGCCAUCACGGCACUUCUUUGUAGAUCAGUGGCACCUGUCUCGCAGUCUUCGCCCAGACAAGUACAGUGACCUUCCUUCCCCAGGGUCCCUACGACAGAGAUAUAUAAAGAUGUACACAGGUGGAGUGAGCUCAUUGGCUGAACAGAUAGCCAAUCAGCUUCAAACGCAAGACAAGCCCAAGCCCCUUCUUGACAAGAAGGAAUUGGGCUCUCUACGUAAGGAGUUUCCCCAAAACAUUGGCGGGAGUGAUGUCUGCUACUUCUGCCGGAAGAGAGUCUACGUGAUGGAGCGCCUCAGUGCAGAGGGCAAAUUCUUCCACCGUAGUUGCUUCAAAUGUGACUACUGCAACACCACUCUGCGGCUGUCAUCUUACGCUUUCGAUGUUGAAGAUGGAAAGUUCUACUGCAAGCCUCAUUACUGCUACCGCCUGUCGGGGUACACCCAGAGGAAGAGGCCUGCCCCCCCUGCUUCGCUCACUGCCAAGGAGAACAAAGCUGCCCUGCCCGAAAGAGCCACGGCAGAAGGCCCAGGCCGGGCGAAGGCAACUGUGGCCCCUGCCGAAAGACCCUCAGUGGCUGAAGUCAACGGGGUCGAGGAGCCCAGCCUGGCCAAGAGACUGCGUGGUACUCCAGAGCGCAUUGAGCUGGAGAACUACCGGCUGUCCCUUCAGCGCGAAGAGGAGCUGGAGGAGGUGCCCGAAGAGACGCUAGCUGAGCACAAUCUGAGCAGCGUGCUCGACAAGGCCACUGACAUAGAGGAAGGCUCAAGUAGCUCAGAGUCAGAGAUGGAAGAGGAAGACGAAGAUAACCCUGCUUCAGACCUGGGCGGGGUGCCGUGGCGAGAGGCUGUGAGGCUCCAUGCCCGUCUAAAGGGUAAAGUGGAGACAGAAGUGACAGGAGACCCACAGGCUCAGGCCGGCAGAGAGGAGGAGGAGGAAGAAGAUGAAGAGGAGGAGGAGGAAUCUAGUGAAGAGGGGGAGUACUGCCCCUGGGACAGGGAACUCCAGUUAGGGCUGUGGCUUGAGAACCUCAAAGAUGAAGAGGACACGGCCAGGAAUCUCCGCAUCCAGCAAAUACUACAGCCUGUAGACCCCUUGGAGAUUCAGGCAGACGUGCACUGGACACACAUUCGGUCUGAGGGGGACAGGGAGGGGACUUCAGCCUCCCAGCCCUCCCGUUCCACAGCACUCGACACUCCAUCAAACCGCCAAGACGCAGUGCGAGCCUGGCUGGAGACGAUGUCCGGAGGCCCUUGUGAGGAAGAUGAUGACCCAGAGGCUGAAGCAGGGAGCCCUGAUGUGGAGCCCGGCACCGAGCUGGAUGAGGAUGACAUUCCCUCAGACGCGGAGGCAGAAGCUCGGCUACAUCGACUUGAAGGCAAGGAGACAGGGCCGGAGGAGGGGGAAGAGUCUGAAUGCCACGGAAGAGUGUCCAGCCUGGGACAAUCGUCUGUUAGCCCAGUGCGCUCUCACAGUGAUGAUGUACUGUCCCCUGUCAGGAGAAAGGAGCAGGCAUCAGAGGAUGCUCAGAAAUCAUUUUCAGCAUCUUCCCUACAGAAACCUACAGACAUUCGCUUUUUCCCUGAGCCAUUUAUCCCAGAUGAAGGCAAAGCUGUAGACGUUUCUCAGACUCCACAGGCUAAGAUCUCUCCUUCCCUCCCGGCUUUUCCUAUCUGCUCUCAGCCUGUUCCUCUGCCAGAAGCCAUCGUGCCAAAGGUGCCAGUAAAAACUCAGCCUUCUCCUUCCACUCCAGCUGGGAGUCCUCUCACUCCAAUAUGCUCCCAGCCUCUUCCCUCAACUGAAGCCUCCUCACCACUUUCAUCCGAAUCUCCUGUGCGAACUCAGCCCACACCAGCUGUUACCUCUACUCCUCUGACCAAACCUACCCCAGAACCUGAUGCAUCGGAGUCCCAGAAGCUUGCCAAUCAAGUGGAAGAUGAGUCUGUUAAAAAAACUGAUCUCAUAGAGGAGUUUUGGAUUAAGAGUGCCGAGAUUAGAAGGAGCCUGGGUCUUAGUCCUCUGGAGAGAAGCAGGGCCCAAGAAAGCAUCAUCCCAGCAGGCACUCCUGAUUCCUUGUCCCCCAGGUCCUACACUCCAGAAGACCUUUCAGAAGAGCAGAAGGUGUAUCUGAGCCGACAGCAGCCAGUCCUGCGGAGGUUCAACAUCACCACCCGAGAGGGACAACAGCUAUCCCCCUCAGUACUGAAAUCACCAAGUGAGAAGGAACCAAAGAGUUCUGAUUCAGAAAAGAAAGACUUCAGCAGCAGUUCAGGCCUGGGCCUUAAUGGAAGCACGGUUAACACUCAGACUGUAGCCAGUGAGAGCUUCAACACCUCAGACUCUACCAUGCUGACACCACCUUCCAGCCCACCUCCACCACCCCCAGAGAAUGAAGAGCCUGCAACCUUGCGGCAUAAGAAGCAUCAAGCCACUUGGAAUACGGUUCCUGAGCCAAGUCCUAAACCUUUGCAGGUACCAGCAGUGGUACCAGCUCCAACCCAGACACCCACGCCAGUGCUGGUGAGCUCCGAAGCCCGCCGGGAGUUGAGCAGAUCAAAGCGAGAUGAAGUACGGAAGUCAUUUGUGGAGAGCGUGGACGAAAUCCCAUUUGCAGAUGAUGUAGAAGAUACGUAUGAUGAGAAGUCACCUGAUGUUAGCCUUCAAGAGAAAUUUUACACCCCUCCAACUAGCCGACCACAGAAAGAUAAACCUCCUCUUCACUUAGCCUUAGCAAUGGAGAAUGGCAAACCCAACCUCUCUGGAAGCAUCAGCACAACACGACAGCGAACCCUCCCAGCUAUCUCUCCAGAAGCCAAAGAGAUCGCAGAGGAGCGAAUGCGAGCACGGGAGAAGUCUGUGAAGAGCCAGGUCUUGAAAGACGCCAUGGCCAAGCAGCUCAGUAAAAUGAAAGAGACGGAAACAGCCAAGCCUGCCUCUCCUAGAGUAGCUUGGAACGUUUCUGUGGAGACUUCUGGCUACAAAAUUUCUCCUCUGGCAUCAAGGACCCAGAAGACAUCUGCAGCAAUGGCCAUGGAACCUCGAAAGCCUGAGACGUUGCCUGAAAGGUUCUUAACACCGCAGGGUACGCAGAGCCAUGAAGGCUCCGUUGCUUCCUCUGAAGGCUCAACAGGAGGAAAGAGCAAGAAGCGCUCUUCCCUCUUUUCUCCCCGGAAGAACAAGAAGGAGAAGAAGCCCAAAAAUGAGAGUCGACUCUCGGACAAACAUGGCUCAGAGGAAGCUCCCAAACACAAGUCUCUUUGGAAGACAGUCUUCUCUGGAUACAAGAAAGACAAGAAAAAAAAGGAUGAUAAGUCCUGUCCCAGCACCCCCUCCAGUGUCACUACCGUAGAUUCAGGGAAAAGGGGAGUUUCACCCCUUACGAAGGCAGCAGAUCUCCACCUCCGCAGAAAUUUAAGUUUCUCUGAAGACUCGGACCUGUCUUGCGAUGAUGUCCUGGAAAGAUCUUCUCAGAAGUCAAAAUCUGAUCAGAUUCAUGACAUCUUUGACCUAGUAUCUGACAUGCAGAAGAAGAAAGAGGAGUCUGUUUACGUUCCACACGCCUUGGCGUUCAAGAGAUCAUACACAUCAAAGAAAGCGUACACAGAGGAAGAGCUUAAUGCCAAGCUGACACGGAGGGUGCAGAAGGCUGCCCGGCGACAGGCCAAGCAAGAGGAGCUCAAGCGCCUGCACAGAGCCCAGAUAAUCCAGAGGCAGCUGGAGCAAGUUGAGGAGAAACAGAGACAGCUGGAAGAGCGUGGAGUAGCUGUGGAGAAGGCAUUGCGUGGGGAAGCAGUUGAGCCCAAUGUCGGGACCCCUCGCCGAAGACCUAUCUCCUUCUGCCCUUGCUGUACCCACGAAGGAAUGGGCAAGAAGGAUGACCCCAAGCUUAUGCAAGAAUGGUUCAAGCUUGUCCAGGAGAAAAAUGCCCUAGUGCGUUAUGAGUCCGAGCUUAUGAUAUUUGCCCGAGAACUGGAGCUGGAAGAUCGACAGAGUAGGUUACAACAAGAGCUUAGGGAGCGCAUGGCUGUUGAUGAUCACCUGAAGACAGAGGAGGAGCUGGCGGAGGAGAAGCGGAUCCUGAACGAGAUGCUGGACGUGGUGGAGCAGCGGGACUCUCUAGUGGCCCUUCUGGAGGAGCAGCGGCUGCGAGAGAAAGAGGAGGACAAGGACUUAGAGGCCGUCAUGCUCUCCAAGGGGUUUAACUUGAACUGGUCCUGAGCCCCUCCGCACCGCAGCUCUGGUGCUCUUCACACAGUGGCGCAGCCCGACCGCUCUGUCGCAACGCCCUGAGUGUUCGGGAAUGUCAGUCCGGCGUGCUUGCCUUUUUUUCACGCUGUUUACAGUUUACAUAUCCUCCCCGGUCUCGGUGAACUUUGUUUUUUUGUUUUUUGUUAAGGGGAAAGGAUAGUUUUGUUGAAAUACAUAUAUUUUUUAUUUUCCAUUAAAGACAGAUGUCAGCCAUGGAAACAAGUAAGUGACUGAAAGGACAAGAAACAAAAGCUUCCUGCUGACAUGGAGGAACUGAGAAGAAAUCUCUUUAUAAAAUAUAUACUAAUGUACAAAAGAAUUGAACAUAAUACCAUUUACACUUUGACUGAAGAUGUAUAUUUAUUGACUCAUAGAUUGAAGACGUGGGCAUAAGCUUGUUUUCAUGAGCUUGGUUUUAAGUUCCUAAGAAUGGAAGGAUUGGCCUCUCCUGGUGGCAACUUUCCAUUCACUAGGUUCUUCCCAACUUCCCAACCUUUUCUCACAUGCCAUUGCUAUCUGAUAUUGCAGGACAUCUGUACAGCUGUCAUGGGUAACUGGCUGACUUGGUUCCGCCUUUUAAGAAAUCUCUGAGGAGUAUCUUCAGUUUUCCUUCAUCAGCAUUUGCACAGAUUCAUUUGUUUUUGUUUUAAGGUAUCACAAAGAAACAGGUUUAAAAGUUUUAAACCCUAUUUAUUACUGUUUUUAAUGUAAUACUAGCUUUUACUUUUUUAACAUUGAGACUACUGCAAAAUCCUGGUUUUAGUGGACAUUUACAAAAUCUGACAGAAGAGUUUCAGUUGCGCAGUGUAAGCUAGACGCCCUGUCCUCUCUCUGUGUCAUAAGCCAUCUUUAUAAUGUUGAGUUGCACAUGAUUGUGGUACUCUGAGAGGACUGUUAAGUUCAGUAACAUGCUGUGGUCUUGGUAAUUGAAUUUUGCUCUAUACUCAUUGUGAAUCUGACACUAUCCUGAUGUUUCCUUAAAGGGAAAGCAGUGUUUUUCCCACUUGGAAUUGAGCCAGUAUUAGUAUGAAGUCUGUGGUAUGCUUUGUUUUUACUAAUGGAAAAAAAAACUGAAGCAAAGAGGGGAAAAAACACAUUUGUUCCUAUUUUAUUCAGUUUUAUUUAUUGUAUUCUUAUAAGGUUCCUACACACUUUUAUUUGCAAAGUUACAUUACAUUUGGUGGAUUUGAAAAACGGUUGAAAGUGGCCUGUAGAUUUGUCCCUUCAGGGGUAAUGAGUAUAGCCAUGUACAAGAAAAGUUCAGUAUUAAACAUUUUGCUUUUCAACUGUAAAUUAUCUUAGGCCAUUAGUUCAAAGUUAUUAUUCUUCUGACCCUGAAGGGUUGUCACUUUCGUUAAAAAGCAAACAUAACAUGUAAACAUAGUGUAGCAACUGCUUGAUGUUUAUUGUAAAACAAAUAUUUUACAUUAAGUUUAGAAGCUUUCUGGUUGUAUGAGAUGUAUGCACAGCCUUGUGGGAGUCUGGAAGCAACCCUGGCUCCAUGAGACCGUUCAGGGGAUGACUUGAUGGAUUCCUCGGGAUCAGAGCAGCUUGCAAGAUACCUUCCUUUGUUUGUGACCAAUUGCACGUCCAACUGAUGUAACUUGUAAAUUCACUUCAGUAAAACAAAUGACACUUACCCCCCAAAAAAUGAAAUCAAGUUCUCUUACAAUUAUCAAAGAAUCUGUUUUUCCACCUUAAGGUAACACCAUCAAGUGAUUUGCACAGAGGCACCACAAAUCCUGUUUUUUUGUAUUUGUGUACCAAUGUGUGUAUUUCUUGAGCCAUUAAUAUUGGUAUACAGUAUGUGGUAAAAAAACAAAACAAAUUCAGCUUUGUAAAUGUGACAUUUAAAUGUAGACAUUGGAAACUUGAACAGUGGUAUUUUCAUUUGGCUCAGUUUCUGUACGAAGAUUGGAGAUUGUCAUGCAUUGCCUUUGUCAGCUGUAUCCAGAUUAUGGGAAGUUCAAGAAUGCCUUUGUUUCCUCUUCAGCUCUUCAUUUUUAUUUAAAAUCAUUUUUGUUAGGAGUUUACAAUGUUCACUCUGUUUACUCAAUGAAUUUUAAAAGAUACACGUUAUUACGGAGUGCAUAAAAUGAAAGCUGCUCUCAACUUUGUUAUUGUUACUAAAGAUUACGCUGAGUUUAUGUUUUCAGUAAUGGAAGAUGUGAAAGUAAUACCCUUUCUGUCAUUUGGUACAUUUUCUGCUUGUUGGACCACACUUUUUCCUGAAGAUAGUCACAGAGUCAGAUUUUAUGUAGCAGAUGUAAAAGAGAUGAGAAACCUAGCAAAAUCUUGUACUAUACUGAAGUUCAUGUGUGUUUAGAAGCUGCCUGGAGUGUUUGACAGAUUUUAUUUAUUAAUAAGUGUGAGAAGAAAAUGUACAAUAUGUAAACAAAAUCCUAAUUUUUAAACCAGCUUCUGUUGUUGAGCCCUGACUGAAAUUUACAUACUUCGUAUAGCUAAAUUGCAUUUAAAAUGUUGGAUAAGUGUUGAAUGGGGACAAUAAAACAAUGCAGUCAUUUAAA